Globicephala melas (long-finned pilot whale) is the source of this 2896-nucleotide messenger RNA. It is a transcript of the gene MCPH1, whose product is annotated as microcephalin 1. The record is from RefSeq and is a predicted model, not a curated record. NCBI's taxonomy places the organism in Eukaryota, Metazoa, Chordata, Mammalia, Artiodactyla, Delphinidae. Gene Ontology annotation, biological process: cerebral cortex development; mitotic cell cycle.
CCGCGCAGCAGGAGCUGAGCGGCGCGCGCCCGCGCUGCGCAUGCUCAGUGCCGCCGCUCCGUCAGGCUCGCGGCUCAGCAGCGGCAAGCUCCCCGCCGCCCCUCAUGGCGGCCCCCGAAACCCUCGGGGGCCCCGUCCUGAAAGAUGUUGUGGCGUAUGUAGAGGUGUGGUCAGCCAGUGGAACAGAAAAUUAUUCAAAGACAUUUACAAAUCAACUUGCGGACAUGGGGGCAAAGGUUUCAAAAACUUUCAACAAACAAGUAACUCACGUUGUGUUCAAAGACGGGUACCAGAGCACCUGGGCCAAAGCGCAGAAGAGAGGGGUGAAGCUCGUCUCAGUGCUCUGGGUUGAAAAAUGCAGGACAGCUGGAGUGCACAUCGAUGAAUCGCUGUUCCCUGCAGCUAAUCCCAAUGAGCACCUACCAAGCCUAAUGAAAAAAAAACGCAAGUGUAUGCAGCCCAAAGAUUUUAUGCCUAAAACACCAGAAAAUGAUAAAAGACUGCAAAAGAAGUUUGAGAAAAUGGCUAAAGAGCUGCAGCAGCAGAAAACCACUGUGGAUAAUGAUGUUCCUGUUCUCUUGUUUGAAUCUAAUGGCUCCUUGGUGUACAGUCCCACAGUUAAAAUCUGCAGUGGCCACCACAGUGCAGUGGAGAAGAGGCUGCAGGAGAUGAAGGAGAAACGGGAGAAUCUUUCCCCCACCUCUUCCCAGAUCGUUGAAAAGUCUGACGAUAACACCGUUAACGCUCUGUGUGAAGCAUCUUUGAACCUUUCGCAUGAUACUUUGUGUUCAGAGGACUCCUUUGCUGGUGUUCUGCGCUUGUCUUUUGACGAUCUUUGUGGGAGCUCUGGAUGUGGGACUCAGCAGAGGAGACUGGGAGGAUUCCUUGACGAAAGUAAAAGCGCUGCGUGUGCUUCCUCAGCUGUGUUGAAAACGAGAAGUGUCCGUCCGCCAGCAUCUCCCGGGCCCCUUGGUCAGUUAACCCUUCACCAGCCCCCCGGCAGCCUUUCCAAGGGAGACACCCACCGGCAGAGGGUUGCUGCGGGCCAAGUCAUCACCCCCGACGUGAAGCCAGCACGGGAGCCGGCUGAGGGGGUGUUUGAUGAGAAGAGGGACCUGUCUCCUACGCCAUCUGUAACAAAUGAGCCCGCCGGGGGCCCUUCAUGUCCCCAGAGCCCCUCAGCCACGAGAAGAAGGGUGUCGGUGAACUCCAGUCCACCCCCGGAGGAGAGACUGAGCAAGAGGCGGUGCCUCGGGCGGCCCCCCGCGCCCCGGCUACAGCUGGAGAACAGCCCGAAGUGUGCGAGCAGCUCUGCCGUGGAGACUCUGGGCCGCGGGGAGUCCUCGUACGAUGAUUACUUUUCUCCCGAUAACCUCAAGGAGAGGGACUCGGGGAGCCUCUUUCCCGGGGUGCAGCCGCCCGCCGGCCCUGCCCUGCUCCACUGCAUGAGGAGCCUUUCCAGGAGAGAGAGGACCAGCCUCCUGGAAAGGGCUGACUUCUCCUGCAUCGGCAGAAGCCCCAGGUCAGCCGGUGGUACCGACUCAACGGUGAAGGCUGGCUUCCGUCUCCAGAAGCCUGCAAACUACGGAUCUGAUCCGGGCUUGAGCAGCGUGACUUCUAAGGAAACGCCUGCUGCUGAAGAAACCCCAGGGGACUGUCCCCGGGCCGAGGCUCGGGGAGGGGGAGACGCCCGCCCGGGCGGGAGUGACUCUCCCCAUACCCUCAACGGACUCACUCCUCAGAAGGGACUUCGAGGUGAUUUUACGUCUUUAAAAGGAAGCAAUAAAGAAGUGAAAGGAUGGAUUGACAUAAAAAGCACACAGAAAGAAGAUACUCCUUCUAAAAUGGUGAAUUCCCCUGAAAGUGAAGCACAAAGUGAUGAUAAGCUAAACUUUGUAGGCGACUGGGAUGUGGAAAAGUCUGCAGAGGCAAUGGAAGAGUUACCCCGAGGAUGUAGUGAAAGUGUUAAAAGAGGACCAGCAAGGCAUGAUGUUUUGGAUGGCUCAUGGGACGGCUUCACGGAUCUCGUCAGACCUCAUGAGGAAUCAAGGAAGAGAAAGGCCAGAAGCCAACAAGAACAUUAGUCAUGACAAGCAUGCCAUCUGAUUUAAUAUUUUCCACAACCCCAAGAAGCACAGAUCCUCUGGUUGGAGUGGUGAUGGGACCCAGCCUUGACCCAUCCAUCUUCUGUACCCUGGGGAUCCCUGAGAACUUCUCACCAGAGUAGAGGUCAAGCCUUUCAUUUCACAAGUGGAGAAACGGGUCCUUGUGAUUGGCAAACCCAAGUUCAUUGGUGUUAAAAAUAAGAAAUGCGGGGGGAUGGGGGAUUGUCAGAGACGGUCUGCACAAGCAUGGACAAACCUGCCUCCUUCCCUUUGGAGUAUAAUUUUUGGAGAAGAGAGAAGUUUAUUUCUUAACUCGCUGUGCACGUCAUAGUGUGGCUCAGAAAGCCUACAUAUUGUUUGUGUUUCAUCGGGGAUUUCCAAAACUUGCCUGGAGACCGAGGGAGAGGAAAAGUAGAGGGUUAUUUGGGAAGGAAGUUAGAGAGGAAGAAUAUUUAAAGAGAAAAAAAGCGUUCUUAAGGCAUUAGUGGAAUGAAAGACCAGAAGAUAAACACGGGUGAGCUUUGUGAAAUUUGCCCUGAGAUUUGAUCCGAUGACUUAAUAAAAAGGACCCCUUUUUCCCCCUCUUAGUAGAAAAGCGAUGUGUUUGACUCUCGGCAAAUGUUAUAUUUUCGAAAUAAAAUGAGUGGGAAGCUUGGUCCUGACCAUGCACAAAUUGGUUCAAACGGGACACAGAAGUAAAUAAUUGCUGUGGUGUCUGGGCAGGUGUCAGGAGGUCUGGUGUGGGAUACUGGCCUGCCCCACCCCAGGCACUUGGGGAAACCCCUGGUAGC